This is a messenger RNA of Eriocheir sinensis (Chinese mitten crab), 3604 nucleotides long. RefSeq names its product threonine synthase-like 2. Gene Ontology annotation, molecular function: pyridoxal phosphate binding. The transcript has 11 exons. Gene Ontology annotation, biological process: 2-oxobutyrate biosynthetic process; dephosphorylation. NCBI's taxonomy places the organism in Eukaryota, Metazoa, Arthropoda, Malacostraca, Decapoda, Varunidae. Bases 195 to 1622 code for a protein of 475 amino acids. The record is from RefSeq and is a predicted model, not a curated record.
GUCUGCCAAAGGGGUGUUGAUUUCUUCUCUUACCUUGCUGACAAACUGCAUGACAUCUUUACAUCUGCCUGUAUGUCCAAAUUCAAACUCAUCCCCAGCAGUUCAGCGAUGUAAUUUUCCUACCUAAGUAUAAAUUAUAAGACAAUUAUUCAACAGGUGUUUGUACUUGUGCAAAGACCCUUUGUGAGUGCAACAUGAAGUACUGCAGCACACGCGGCCAGGAGGCGGGUCUGACCUUCAAGCAGGUGUUAUUUGCAGGUUAUGCGAAGGACCUUGGGCUGUACAUGCCUGAGGAUGUCCCAGUGCUGGGGCCAGAGGAACUGCAGCAUCUCAAGGGCUGUUCCUUCCCAGAGCUGGUGUGCGAGAUUGCCAGGAAGUUUAUUGACGAGGCAGAGAUUCCCACUACAGAUCUAGAGGAGGUUAUCAAGGACAGUUUAAAGAGGUUCAGAAUCCCCGAGGUGGUGCGGGUGGAGAAACUGAAGGGUGGCCUCAACAUCGUAGAGCUCUUCCAUGGCACGACCCUCGCCUUCAAGGACCUGGGGCUGAGUGUGGUGUGUGGGCUGCUUUCCUACUUCCUCGCCGAAUCUUCCCGCCACGUCACCGUUCUCGUGGGCACAUCUGGGGACACAGGCAGCGCAGCCAUUGAGGGGGUGCGGGGCCGGGCCAACAUGGAUAUAGUGGUGCUGCUGCCAAAGGGUCGCUGCACUGCCAUCCAGGAGCUGCAGAUGACCACCGUGCUGGAGGACAAUGUGCAUGUCUACCGGGUUGAUGGCAGCUCAGAUGAUCUCGACCACCCCAUCAAACAGUGUUUUGCUGACACACAACUGGUGGCCAAACACAACCUCAUCUCCGUCAACUCCAUCAACUGGGGCCGCAUUCUGGUCCAGGUGGCCCACUUCUUCUACACGUACUUCCAGCUGUGUGAGGAGGUGGGCUGCCCUGUGGAGGUGGUCAUCCCUACAGGGGCCUGCGGCAACAUUACAGCUGGUUGCAUUGCUCAGAAGAUGGGCCUUCCCAUUACACUGGUGGCAGGGGUGAACACCAAUAACAUCGUUGCCAGAACACUGGGCGAAGGAGAUUUUUCCGUCAAGGGGGAUGUGGUCACCUCCCUAGCACCUGCCAUGGAUAUACAGGUGCCUUACAACGUGGAGCGCAUGAUGUACCUGUACGCCAACAAGGACACAGCCAGGGUGCGGCAGCUGAUGCAGGAGUUUGAGAAGAGUGGCAAGGUGACUAUCCCUGAAGACAUCAUGAAGGCCAUGAAGACAGGUUGUACAGGAACCUUCACCGUGGAUGAUGAUGAAAUAACCAAGACCUUACGCAGAGUCCACCAAGAGCACCACUACGUCCUGUGCCCACACACUGCAGUGGCUGCCGCCUACCACUACAGUGCCACCAGGAAAAUAGGGGAGAAGAGUCCACCAAAAGGCUACAUUGCCACAGCCUCACCAGCCAAGUUCCCCGAGGCCCUGCAGAGAGCUGGGCUGGAGCCGGUGACAGACCUUGUGGCCCACCUGCACUCCCUUCCCACCCGCUCUGUUGAGAUGAAGAAGGGGGAGGACUGGUACUCGAUGCUAAAGGCGAAGAUUGAGUCCAUCUCUGCUGGAAGAGCAAAAGCUUAAGAGGCAGAUAACUUCUACCAUAAGCCUGAAAGAUGCCCUGGAAAGUCCUAAACCUUGUCAUUAGGUGCCACUGAACAAAAGCUGGCAGAGACAGUUUGCACAUAGCAUAGGUCGCAGAAACAGGUAAUUUGUAGAUAGUUUAUAUAGAGGUAAAGUAAAGUAGAGGAAACCUAUAGAUAGUUUAUAUAUAUGGCUAAAAAAGUAGAGAAGAGCCUAGAUAUUUUAUUUACAUAUGAACUUGAGUAGAUACUUGAAAUGAAGUGGUUGGUGAAAGGUUUCCAAAGAGCUGUCUUGCGUAGAUUGACUGGCCUCUUCCAGACUUCUCAUGAUGUUGUGUCCUUGUUGAGUUUGUGCCAUAUUAGUUUGUUAUCGAGAAGAAAAUGUAGACCUUAUUUUAACUUAGUCUACUACAAGGCAUAAGUCACGUGAUCUCUCUUACACCUUAUAUAUCACCAAUAUACCCACCACUUACACCUCAGUACCUUCUCUCAACACCACUUCCUCACCACCAUCACCACACAUCAUACCACCUUUCACCACCCACACCACACCAUACCCGUGAGGAAAAGGAGGCAGAAAACAACAACAAAAUAAAACGUAAUAGAUAAAGGCCUAAACAAAUAAAUACACAUGUAAUAAAGAACCAGACAAAAAUACAGAAAAUGAAUUAUAAGAUACAAGUACAUAAACAAUGAAUUACUAUAUGUAUUGAAUGUCACGGUCUUCUGCAGUAAAUUAAUGCUGAUGCUUACAUUAUAUAUUUAUUUAGAAGUGAUGGAAAGGAUAGACUUUAAGAUUCCUUUCCCUGAGCAGCUUCCUGACUCACUAAAAAUAUUAUGAUUAUCUGUUGAUGAUUUAUAAUGAUCCAAGCUUAGGAAAAGAUAGAAAGCCUAUAAUACAUAAUGUGACCUCAUAAUCUAUAAUCUAUAAAAGGUAGAAAGCCUAGACUUCAUCAAUUAUUACUUAACUAUAUUUUUCUGAGAAGUUUUCUGACACAUUAAACUCAUUUUUAUACUUGUGUUUCCAUAAUCUAUAAUCUAAAAAAUGUUAGAAAUCCUAGACUACAUAAAUGGUUACUCUUUGAUUCUGUGAGGACCUUGAGACUCACUAAAAGUUUAAUGUUAAGGUGUGUUCAUGAUUUAUAACUAUACAGGAAAGGUGAGGAGCAUCAUCUGUUUACAUUUGCUGCCCUUGGUCUGUAUGUUUGAGUGUCUCCCAGACUUACUCAAUUUAUAUGCUUGUGUUUCUAUUUUCACGAUGACCCAGAGAAGGUGAGAGUCUUCUUAUUGAUGUUACUUUGCACCGGGAUACUUCUGAGCAGUUGUCUGAUAUAACUUUGUUUUAGUUUUGUUUUGAGCAGCUCACACAUAUCAAUUUACUUCUUUAUAUUUGUGCAACUUUCAUUUAUUAUUUUUUUUCUGUAUAGUUUUUAAGCACUUUAUUAUCAGUUUAUUUAUUUAUUAUUUUAGCAACUCCGAGAAAUCUCUUUAUAUUAGUUUAUCCUUUGAACAGCUUCCAGACAUCACUUGAUAAUUUUACAUGCUGUCAAGUCCCGACAUUUUAAUGGUGCUACUUAUCAUAAUCAUCAUCUAAACAAUUUAUAUCUAAGACUGCAUUCUUUAAUAGGUAAAGGUAUAUGUGAAUGACAAUAAUACAGAAAUUAAGAUUAUUAUAUAUUCAACAAAAUAUAUAUAGAGAGAGAAUACUUGCAUCAUAGAGUAUAUUUGAAUGAUAUAUAUGCAAACUCCUGGUGAGUGUGAAAGUUUAAAGUCAAAUUGUUUUAAGAAAAGGCUUUUAUGAUCCUGCUGAGUAAGAUUUAGAACAGGAACUGACAACUCUUAAAAUAAUGUUUAAACAAGUACCAUCUGGUCUUUAAAACAAGGGGAGGAGGGAUGUAACAUUAGGGAACCAAGUCUGUAUAUAUGCAACAGGGAGGCUUGGAAAUAUAUAUGCCUGGAGCUGUCUGUUGCCUGCUCUUCAAU